Rodentolepis nana is the source of this 4878-nucleotide messenger RNA. The record is from the annotation of a GenBank genome assembly. NCBI's taxonomy places the organism in Eukaryota, Metazoa, Platyhelminthes, Cestoda, Cyclophyllidea, Hymenolepididae.
AUGCAACCAAACGGAAAUGUUGAUAUUGAAAUGGGUGCCGUACCAGCUGCUCAGGCACAGACUGCGAAAAAGCGGUUAUCUGUUGAAAGAAUAUAUCAAAAGAAGACACAGCUGGAACAUAUUCUUAUCCGUCCUGAUACCUAUAUUGGCACUAUCUCUCGAACAACGACGACGAUGUGGGUUCAUGAUAAAUCGACAAAUUCUAUGAUUCAGAAGGAAAUUACAUACACUCCCGGCCUUUAUAAAAUUUAUGACGAAAUUCUAGUGAAUGCUGCUGAUAAUAAAAUCAGAGAUCCAUCAAUGAGUUGUAUUAAAAUUGAUAUCAAUCCUGAGGAGAAUCUUAUCCGAAUAUGGAACAACGGUGCAGGUAUUCCUGUUGUGCACCACAAAGUGGAGAAUAUGUAUGUGCCCUCACUGAUCUUCGGACACUUGUUGACAUCAAGUAAUUACGACGACACUGAACAGAAAGUCACCGGUGGCCGAAAUGGCUACGGUGCAAAGUUGUGCAACAUUUUCAGCAAGAAGUUCAUUGUUGAGACAUCCAGCAAAGACCACAAGAAGUGCUUCAAACAAACUUGGGUGGAUAAUAUGACUAAGACAUCGGAGCCAAAGAUCAAACCUUCCUCUGGGGAGGACUAUACCUGCAUUUCCUUUUAUCCUGAUCUUGAGAGAUUCGGUAUGACGGAACUGGACGCAGAUACAGUGGCUCUCUUUGAGAGACGUGCUUAUGAUGUGGCUGCUUCGACUCGAGGCGUUAAGGUUUUUCUUAAUGGUGAAAGAGUUCCCAUCAAAAGUUUCAAGGACUAUAUUGAUUUGUAUCUCAAGGACAAAGCUGAGGAUGGUACAAAUGUCCCUGUUGUUUACGAAGUCGUGAACCCCCGCUGGGAGAUUGCCGUGGCACCGAGUUCCGUUGGUUUCCAGCAAGUCAGUUUUGUUAAUAGCAUUGCAACCACGAAGGGCGGUCGACAUGUCGAUUACAUUGCCGAUCAGGUUGUCAGUAAGUUGGUCGAUAUAGUCAAGAAGAAGUCGGGCAAAUCGGGUGUCGCCAUCAAGAACUUCCAAGUUCGCUCCCACAUGUGGGUUUUCAUCAAUUGUCUUGUUGUCAAUCCAACCUUCGACUCACAAACCAAGGAAUUUAUGAGUCUGGAGUCUAAAAACUUCGGCUCUACUUGCCUACUCAGUGAAAAAUUUAUGGUUCAAGUCUCCAAAUCGGGAAUAGUUGAGAGCAUUCUCUCCUGGGUACGCUACAAAGCUCAAGAGAAGAUGGAUAAACAGUGCCACAAACAGAAACAUGCUAAAUUGAAAGGUAUCCCGAAGCUGGAUGAUGCCAACGACGCGGGAACAAAGAAUUCAAUUAAUUGUACUCUCAUUCUCACCGAGGGAGAUUCAGCCAAAACCUUAGCGGUGGCUGGUCUCUCAGUGGUCGGUCGUGAUCGAUAUGGUGUCUUUCCAUUGAAGGGUAAAUUGCUCAAUGUGCGCGAAGCCCCGACACGUCAAAUUAUGGAGAAUGCAGAAAUCAACAAUCUUAUUAAGAUUCUUGGUCUUCAGUAUAAAAAUAAGUAUGAAACUCGAGAGUCUUUGUCGAACCUCCGUUAUGGAAAAGUCAUGAUAAUGACCGAUCAGGAUCAGGACGGUUCCCAUAUUAAGGGCCUUCUUAUCAGUUUCGUCCAUCACAAUUGGCCCAACUUGUUACGGCACAACUUCUUGGAACAGUUUAUCACUCCCAUUGUAAAGGCAUUCAAAGGCAAACAGGAGCUCUCUUUCUACAGUAUCCCCGAGUUCGAGGAAUGGCAGAAAGCAACUCCAAAUUGGCACACUUUCAGGGUGAAGUACUACAAGGGUUUGGGUACAUCUUCUAGCAGGGAAGCCAAGGAAUAUUUCUCUGAUAUGGCCCGUCAUCGAAUUCGUUUCAACUACAGCGGUCCCGAGGAUGAUAAUGGAAUCAUGCUAGCCUUUAAUAAAAACAAAAUCAAUGACAGAAAACAAUGGCUAACAUCCUGGAUGGAAGGUAGACGCAGACGCUUGGAAUUAGGACUUCCAGAGGAUUAUCUCUAUGGUGUGGGUACACACGCUGUCACUUACCACGAUUUCAUCCAUAAAGAGCUUGUUCUCUUUUCAAAUAUGGACAAUGAACGCUCUAUUCCCUCUUUGGUGGAUGGUUUAAAACCAGGCCAGAGAAAGGUCAUUUUCACCUGCUUGAAACGCAAUCAAGUGAAAGAAAUCAAGGUGGACCAAUUGUGCGGUGCUGUCGCAGAAAUGUCCGCCUAUCACCAUGGUGAAAUGUCGCUGAUGGGAACUAUUAUUAAUCUGGCUCAGGAUUUUGUUGGUUCUAAUAAUCUCAAUCUCCUGCUUCCUAUCGGUCAGUUCGGUACUCGAUUGUCGGGUGGUAAAGAUUCCGCUUCUGCCCGUUACAUCUUCACGGUGUUGAGUCCCCUGACUAGAAAAGUGUUCCAUGAAAACGAUGACGCUAUCCUCAAUUACCUUCAGGAUGAUAAUCAGAGGAUUGAACCCGAAUGGUAUAUUCCUAUUAUCCCUAUGGUGCUUAUUAACGGUGCGGAGGGUAUUGGUACCGGGUGGAGUACCAAGGUUCCCAACUAUGACACACUUGAGGUUAUCUCUAAUCUUCACCGUAUGCUAGAUGGCUUGGAUCCCCGUCCAAUGUUGCCGAGUUACCGAGGUUACCAUGGCAAGAUUGUGGAGGUGGGUGAAAAUCGAUACAUCUUCUUUGGUGAGGUUGCUGUCUUGGAUGAUCAAACGGUGGAAAUCUCAGAACUUCCAGUGAAGGUUUGGACUCAAACCUAUAAGGAACAAGUGCUUGAGACCAUGCUUAAUGGGAGUGAGAAGGUUCCCGUCUCCAUCACAGACUAUAAAGAAUAUCACACCGAUGUUACUGUCCGUUUCGUUAUCACAAUGACCCAAGACAAGCUUCGUGAAGCCGAGACUGUUGGCCUUCACAAGUUCUUCAAACUCGCAGUUCCCUGCACCACAAACUCAAUGGUUCUUUUCGAUAAGGCUGGUUGUCUGAAACGCUACAACUCCGCCCAAGAGAUUCUUCAAGACUUCUACACCCUGCGUUUGGAGCUUUACGACAAACGCAAGUCCUAUUUAAUCGGCAUGCUCUCCGCGGAAGCCAGACGCCUUGAAAAUCAAGCUCGUUUUGUGAUGGAGAAAAUCGAUGGAAAGAUUACUAUAGAGAAUCGCGCCAAAAAGGAUUUGGUGCUUCUUCUGAAGGAUCACAAGUACGAUCCGGAUCCUGUUAGGGCUUGGAAAGAGUGUGUGGAUAAGAUGGCUGCUAUAGAAGACGCUGCCGCGGCUAGACAACAAGCUGGAGAAGCACCUGAAGAGGUUGCGGAAGGCGAUGAAACACACGUCUCUAAAUUGGCAACUGAUUACAACUAUAUCCUCGGAAUGCCUCUUUGGAGCCUUUCUAAAGAGCGCAAGGACGAUCUCCUUGCACAGCGAGAUAAGAAACGUGCUGAGCUGAAAGUCAUCAUGGAGAAAUCCAAUAAGGAUCUCUGGAGAGAUGAUCUGAAGGAACUAGAGGCUGCUAUUAAAAAGUACGAGGCGGAUCGUGAUAAAGAGUUGGAAAACUUCAUUGAAACGUCAGAGAAGAAGGCUCUUAAGUUGGCAUUAAGUCAAUCUAAAGGUCGCGCAACAGCUACUAAGGGUGCUGCCUCGGCACUCACAAAAGGUAUGCGUCAGACCCGGCCUGAUCCGAACGGUAGGCGUGUGGAACCGGUGAUUGAUCAAGAGAUGGCAAAAAGAACUGAGGCUCUGGUUUCGAAAGACGCGAAAAGGAAGGCAAAGACCAAUGCUGCUGCAAAUGGUGCUGAUGGCGAUAUUAGGGCAAUAGAAGAUGACUUCCUUGCUGAUUUGGGAGAUGAAGAUAGUCAAUUCGGAGGCGCCGAACCGCCACCUCUUUUCAAGAGACUUAGUGCUACUCUCUCUGACAACAAUAAUGCUGCUGAAAUCCGUGAUCCUUUAGUAGUAUCAAAACGCGGAGGAAGAACAGCUAGAGCCGGCCGUGGUCGCGGAAGAGGUGGUAUCAAAGGAACAGGAAUAACAAGGAAGCUGACACAGAAGAAGCUCGCGUUUGAUACUUCUACGGAGGGCGCUGAUGGAGAAAAUGGCAAAUCUGCUCCUCCUAAAAAGUCCGGUGGGAUACGAGGGAAGCGGGCUUCGCCAAAGAAACCUCGAAAGAAACGGGACGUCUUUGAAAGCUCUGAAUCUGGAGAUGAGUCUGAUGAGGACUUCUCAAUUUCGGGAGAGUCUGAUUAUGCACCUUUCAAGGGUGGUGAAGCUAAGACGAUUUCCCUGGCAGAACGUAUUCGCACUCAAUCCUCCAGACGCACUGCAGCUGAAGCAGCGAAAAAAUUUGCCAUGCUUGAUUCUGACAGUGAGGAACAGGAGGAGAGUGAACAGGAGGUCUUCACAGUGGUUGAUCACGGCCAGGGCAAUAAGGACCUCGAUCUGCCUCCUGUUAGCUCACUUCCUUCAACUCAAGACUCGCAACCAAAUUCCAAAGAGAAAUCCGACACUGAUGCUGGACCAUCGAAAUCGGCUUGGCCAAUAUCCUACAGCAAGUCAGCGGUUACAGAGGCUUCCAAGAAGACGUCCACACGAGGGGGCCGUGGAAGGAGUAAUGGAACAACUAGAGGAAGGGGGAGAGGAGCUUCAAAAUCGACCACCACCACUACUACAGUUUCUAAACGCCCACGUCUGAAUGACAGUGUCGAUGACGCUGAUGAUAUAUUUAACCCUGAUACCACAGACGAAGAUGAAUCUGAUGCAUUUGAUGCAAAUCGAAAGGUUGUGCCCUUCGGCAAACGAAAGAGGAAGCUGGAUUCGGAUAGUGAUGAAGAUUUUGUGCCGGAAUAG